GCCUGUAACGGCUAUGAGAAGAGGUUACAUGAGACAAGAUUCAUUUGGAUCCCUUGCAGAUGACGGCCGUCUACAUGCAUAAACCAAUUAUUGAAUAUUGCUAAUUUAUGAUGAGACAAUGGGCCCAAAAAUAAGCCUCUAAAGUCUUAACAACCAUACUGGAGCCCAUCUAACUGCAGGCCCAACAAUUUGCAGAAAGCGGCCCAACGCAAGUUUAUAUCACAAAACCAGACGAAGACUUUGCAAAGGUUAGACGCCUCUGGUGGAGUCUGGACGCUCCCUGAAACAAACUGCUACUGUCUACAACAAAAAAAACCUCCCAAAAAUCUCCGCUUGUCGAUCCGUCAGCUUCCAUGGAGGCCGAACCGCAGCAGCCGGUGGAGCAAUCAGUAUCUCUUCAAGAUUGCAUGAAGCUACUAAAAGGCGAGAGAGACGAGCAACGACUCGCUGGACUUCUUCUUGUUACGAAAUUCUGUAAAAGUGACGAUCUUGUUUCGCUUAGGGCUAUCUACGACGCCGUUGGACCUCGCUUUUUGGACCGUCUCUUAAGGACCGGGUUGGGUAAAGGUGUGGUGAGUAGCGGUUGCAGUGAAAAUCGGGAUGCGUAUUUGCAGCUAUCGGUUACGGUUCUAUCUGCAUUUUGUCGAGUUUCUGAGAUCGCUUCUUCAGAAGAAAUGGUUUCCAAGAUUCCAAUGAUUAUUGAAGUAAUGUCAAAGGAAUCGGGGUUAGCUGUGCUGGAAGAAUGCUAUGAAUUUUUAUACUUGGUGUCAGCUGCUUCCAAGGAUGGACUUACAGCAUUGUAUGAGUCUGGAGGGAUGAAGUUACUCGCUCAUCAAAUGUCCACUCUGCCAGAUGGGUCUCAUUUGAUGGAACUUGCCAUGAAGCUUGUCCAAUUGAUCCUAAGAAAGCUGUCUCAAGGCAUCAUUGAGAAUGACCAUCUCUCAGAGCUGUCAGUUAUUGUAGCCGCAAUAGCAAGACAAUUUGCUCUCCUACAAAAUGCCAUGAAGUUUGAAGCACUUCACUUAUUGUCUGCCAUCUUCUCUUCAGAAUUUUCAAUAUCACUUCAUGAUGCUUUCCGUGUGAUUCAAAAUGAGAACUGGUCAAACCAUAUACGUGAUGGUGUUGCAGCAAUUUUACAGAACCGUGUAGCACCUGCUGAAAAGUUUGAGGCCCUUAUUCUUGCUGAAUCUAUGGUAUCCAUAAUGGGUGAAGGUUGGCUGAUUUGUCAGAUAAAGUUGCCUAACGUACAAGAUCCUAUUCCAGCUGACAGGUGUUUAUUGCUUGUCUUAGAGUCAUCAAGGGUUGAAGUUGCUGUUUUGCUGAAUGAGCUAGCCUACUCAAAAUAUGAAGCUUCUAAGAGUUCUUCAUCAACAGCCGAGACUAUUAUUUCAAAGCAACAGAAAGUGACUAUUGUCUUUUCCUUGGUGGAGAAGAUAAUAAAAUUGAUAUCAAACAUUGGUGAAACUGAAGGAAAUUUAUUCAUAGGGCACCUUAUUAAUGAAAGUACUUUCACAAAGGUGAUCAAGGGGCUAAAUGAGACAAUUGACGUGGUUCUAGAGUAUCUACAAGAUGCAAAGGAACAUGCCCUAAAACGAGGAAAUGAUCUUCUUGCUUCGGUACGUCUUGUUGGGAGCUAUCUUGCAGAAACACCCAUUGCAUGCGAAGAUAAAAUCAAUGAAUUGUUGGGGUUUAUGCUUUCAGUUGAAGGUGAAGAUGAAUCCAGCCCUUUUUACUCGGUAUGCUUUCUGCUCCCGAUGUUAUGUCAAAUGACAAUGAAGAUUGAAGGAUGCAAACUUUUGGCUUCUUCUGGAGGGUAUAAAGCUGUUGUGGACUGCCUCAUAAAGUUGAUUGGGCAAAACAAACAUGGGGUUGAGGAUAAUGGUUGCAUUUUCUUGGCAUGUGAUACAAUCAUGAAUUUUCUUUUAAAGAGAGAGCAAUUUCGCUUUCCAGAGGAUGAAUCAACAUUUCUUAAUCUUUUGAAAGCAUUGGCUCUUUGGACAGAGAACACUAAUGACCUAUCUGUUGUCAUGAUGGCUUCAAGCAUUUGCGCACUAGUAUUUGAUCUUACAUCCGAAGAUGCUCUUUUGAAUCAUACUGAUUUUAGUAGCAGCUGUCUUGAUAUUCUAUCACGGCUCAUUACAAGAAGUUUGGCUUCAUGGGGGCAGCAUAUGUCUGAUGUUGCUAAAGAAGAGAUGGAUCUUCUAGAGAUUGUUACUGCAGGAUAUUCAAGAUGGGCUAAUCGAUUCCCUCAAAUAAGAAAGGCAGUUGAGAGAUAACCUAAAGGGAAGUAAGAGUUGACCUUGUUAUUACUUACUUUCAUUGGAGGUGAUACUAGGUAACUUUCUUUUUAAGGAAAAUCCUCCAAUUUGUUAAAGCCAAUUCUGCGGAGUUUACAUGUUAUCUUGGUUAUUCUAUUGAAUCAGUUAGUGUAACAUGGUUAGCCUUGAAAGAAGUUCGUAUGUCAUGGCUCUGUCCCUUGGAAUUACUAAUUUAAUGUUAACUUGAUGAGGAAUUUGGUUAUGGAACUUGCUUUGUCCCCCUCUGCCUGCCUCUUUUUUUUUGGGUUGUUUCUCCUGGUAAUUCUAAGGCAAUUGAAUAAUUGGCGUCCAUGGAUCCUUUACCCUGAUACCAUGCGCCUUUGAUGACACAACGGAUGAGAAGCACGCGAGAAGUACAGCAGGGAAUGUUUCUUCUUUUUUUUUUUGUUCUGGUAAUCCUAUUUCGUCAAGAGUAAGACAGCUUGUUGAUGAAUGAUGAGUUGAUGAUCUACUUUUUAGUUAGCUUCACAGCAGUCAGAAACCCGCGUCUCCAUGAAUUGAGUAGAGAAUCCAAACCUGGACGCAAGGGCAGUGGAUUGUAAGCAUAGCAAGUGAUUUUCUUUGUAAUCAUAGCAAGUGAUUGUCUUUAUUUAGUCUGUUUUGAAUAAUCGCUUGUCCUUACGUAUUAUACUAAUAAAUUAUCCACUUUCAUUGUGUAUUCGGCGGCAUAAUUUCCUGUUUACAUUUACUAUGAAUUUAUGCGUAAUACUAGCCAGAUGGGAAUUCGAUUCCUUAUUUUUGGAGGUUGGCAUGUGAAGCAGUGAUUCCUCUGCUAAAGCCUGGCGCUGCAUA
Durio zibethinus is the source of this 3110-nucleotide messenger RNA. RefSeq lists its product as uncharacterized. The record is from RefSeq and is a predicted model, not a curated record. NCBI's taxonomy places the organism in Eukaryota, Viridiplantae, Streptophyta, Magnoliopsida, Malvales, Malvaceae.